AUGCACAAAAAGUUAAUCGGUAACUUAGCAUUACCAAGCAACCACUUAUCUAAAGCACGGGAUAUUCGAUCUUUGAAGUUCAUUGUCAAGGAUGUUGAAGCUAAGCUAGGGCCUUUUGAGGUUAGUGUUGAGCAAAAAAAGAAUGCAGAUACCACAAAAGAUGAAAAUGACAACAAUACAAAUAUUGACAAUGAACGAAGCACACAUGCUUCAGAUAUGGUUAUUCCACCCUCAUCAAAUAAAGUCGAAGUUAAUGAUGUCUCAACUAUGCAAAUUCCAGAGAAUGAUGGCAAGAGUGAAGAAAUUGAACAUAGUAACAUUGAAACCAAGGGCAAUGAAGAAAUGAUACAAACUUCAAGUGACAAGAGUGAAGAAAACGUUAAUAUUCAAACCAAAGGCUAUGAAGAAAUGAUGCAAACUUCAAAUCGCAAGAGUGGAGAAAUUGAACAUGGUAACAUUGAAACCAAGGGCAAUGAAGAAAUGAUACAAACUUCAAAUGACAAGAGUGAAGAAAACAUUAAUAUUGAAACCAACGGCAAUGAAGAAAUGAUGCAAACUUCAAAUGGUAAGAGUGGAGAAAUUGAACAUGGUAACAUUGAAACCAAGGACAAUGAAGAAAUGAAAGAAACUUCAAAUGGCAAGAGUGAGGAAAUUGAACAUAGUAACAUUGAAACCAAAAGCAAUGAAGAAAUGAUACAAACUCCAAAUAUUACAAAGCUACCUAGUGAAGCUGAAACCGAAGUUGGCCUUGUGAGGGAAGACAUUACAAAGAAUUAUAACGAUGUUGUCGCUAGUGAAUUAAAAUUUGAGGGCAGCGAAGAGAAUACUCAUAAAAGUAUAGAAAAAUCAACAAAAGAAAUCAGUGACACAAAUGAGGACCGCGUAAAUAAUAAUAGUAUAACAAACAAAUUUAUUGACGAUGGUAACUUUGAAGAUAGUGAUAAUGUACAAAAUAUACAUAACUCAACAAUGGAAAUUGCGGGCAAUGUAGAGAAUAAUGUCAAGAACAAAGAUACGACAGAAGAUGAUAACUUAAAAUAA
Messenger RNA from Trifolium pratense (red clover), 1041 nucleotides. Its product is annotated as S-antigen protein-like. NCBI's taxonomy places the organism in Eukaryota, Viridiplantae, Streptophyta, Magnoliopsida, Fabales, Fabaceae. The record is from RefSeq and is a predicted model, not a curated record. The transcript is spliced from 2 exons. Bases 1 to 1041 code for a protein of 346 amino acids.